AUGGCCCGCAGGCAGGCGCGGGCAGCGGGCGGCGGGCGCUGGCUGCCCUGGCUGGGGCUCGCCCUGCUGCCGCUGGCCGUGCCCCCCGCCGCCGCCCCCGGGGGCUGCCCCUCCGCCUGCUACUGCGUGGCCACCCCAGAGCUGGUCACAUGCCGCUACGAGCGGCUGGAGGAGCCCCCGAGGGAGCUGCCGGCCGCCGUCCACAACCUCAGCAUCGCCGGCAGCAACCUGAGCAUCCUGCCCCGCGCCGCCUUCGCCGCCCGCCCGCUGCGCGACCUCCGCCUGCUCCGCCUGCGCCACGACAACAUCCACACCAUCGAGGACAUGGCCCUGCAGGGCCUGCCCGCCCUGCGCACCCUCGACCUGAGCCACAACCCGCUGCUCUCGGUGGCCGCGGGGGCCUUCGCCGGGGUCCCGCUGCUGCGCACGCUGCAGCUCAACCAGGCUCUGCUGGCGGCCCCGCUCGAGGAGCAGCUCGCCCUGGCCAUGCAGAACCUCACCCUGCGGCGCCUGGAGCUGGCGGGCAACGCUCUGCAGGCGCUGCCGGCCUCCCUUCUUCCCCCCGGGCUGGAGGAGCUGGACCUGCGGAACAACUCCCUGCAGCGGCUGGCGGCCGCCGAGCUCCGCAGCCUGGAGGCGCCGGAGCUGCGGGGGCUGCGGCUCAACCUGGGGGCCAACCCGCUGAGCUGCGACUGUGCCCUGCGGCCCUUCCUGGCCUGGCUGCGCUCCGCGGGCUCCCGGGUGCUCGACGCCCGCAGCCUGCGCUGCGCGGGGCCCCCUGCCCUGCGCGGGGCCGCGCUGCUCCGCCUGCGGCCCGAGGGGCUGGUGUGCGCGGCCAGCGAGGGCGGCGAGCCCGGCCAGCUGGAGACGGCCUCCUACGUCUUCUUCGGCAUCGUCCUGGCGCUCAUCGGCAUCGUCUUCCUCAUGGUGCUCUACCUGAACCGCCGCGGCAUCAAGCGCUGGCUGCACAACCUGCGCGAGGCUUGCCGCGACCAGAUGGAGGGCUACCACUACCGCUACGAGCAGGACGCCGACCCGCGCUGCGCCAGCACCGUGGGCACCCCCGGCCUCUGACGGCGCCCUCGGCAUCACCCGCCGUGCCCCUCGACGCCUCCCCGCUCCCGACAUCCACACCUCGCGCCGGCCCCGUCCGCCCCCUCGCCGUGGCACCGCCGAUAAUUAGUCUCUGAGGACGUGCCGGGAGCGGGUGCAGAGCGGGGUGACCCUCCCUGCAGGGCUCCCCCUGCCCGUGCCCCCACCGUAGCGCUGAUUCCCGCAGGGGACCAGGCUGGAUCCAUCCCCCCGCUUCCCUCCCCAUCGCAGUGCCCGCGGGCAGGGGAAGCACACCGGGAUGGGCCCCGCGGGGUGCUGGCGCGCCGCAAGGCCCCGGUGCUCCCGGGGGGAUUCGGAGCCCCUUCCCACACCUGCUCUCCGGCGGCGGGUUUUCCCGGGCGGCCCGAGGGAUUCCAGGAUGCCGGCGGGAAUCGGCGCUGCGCGCACCUGAGUGUUUGCUUGGAGCGUCCAGGCGACACCCGAAACUGUCCUCCUGGAUGUUCCUGGAGCCUGGACUUGACUUUGACCAUGUACAGCUCUCUUUCCUAUUAGAUUUCUAUAUGACAGAUGCGAAGUUCAACUCGAUUUCUUCUUUUUAUUUUAAUUUUUUUUUCCCCUUUCGCUCCAAAGAGGAAAGCACACCGUCCAGCCGCCCGCCGCCCCCGCGAAGCGACGUGCUUUGCCGAGCCCCUUUAUCCAUUUAGUUUCGUUCCAUGACAUUUCCAGCUCGUUCCAGGCACAAAACGAUGCAGCUGCGUAGGAAACGCCUCCGUUUGCUGCGUGCAUGUUCCCCGGGGCACUUUUCUGACUCUGAAAUCUAUCGUAGACUCGGCUGUCUCGGCACUUUGUAAUUUAAAACGAGCGGAGCAGAAGCUCCCGUCCUAAUUCCCCCCGCCCGUGUUUGCUUUAGUGCCUGUUACUAUAUCCUAGAGCAAAUAUAUUGAAAGCUGCACCCA
Molecule: messenger RNA, 2009 nt
Organism: Myiozetetes cayanensis
Lineage: Eukaryota; Metazoa; Chordata; Aves; Passeriformes; Tyrannidae
Gene: TPBGL
Product: trophoblast glycoprotein like
Exons: 1
Coding region: 1-1074 (357 amino acids)
Biological process (GO): negative regulation of canonical Wnt signaling pathway
Cellular component (GO): plasma membrane
Molecular function (GO): protein binding
Source: RefSeq, a predicted model, not a curated record